AAGUCGGCGCGGGCGACCAACACUUCGUACCCUGCCAAGUCUGGCGAGUGCUGUUGUUGGUUAGAACCACCAUGAGCAAGCGCAACCAAGUGUCCUAUGUGAGGCCCGCAGAGCCCGCCUUCCUGUCCCGCUUCAAAGAGCGAGUCGGCUACAGGGAGGGGCCCACCGUAGAGACCAAGAAAAUCCAGCCUCAGCUCCCAGAUGAAGAUGGCAAUGACAGUGACAAAGAAGAUGAACAGCCUCAAGUAGUGGUUUUAAAAAAGGGAGACCUAACAGCUGAAGAGGUCAUGAAAAUUAAAGCAGAAAUAAAGGCAGCCAAAGCAGAUGAAGAACCACCUCCAGCUGAUGGAAGAAUCGUCUAUCGAAAACCAGUGAAGCGUUCCUCAGAUGAGAAGUGUUCAGGUUUAACAGCAAGCUCCAAAAAGAAGAAAACAAAUGAAGAUGAUGAUGAAAAGCAAAGUUCAAUUAGAAAGAACUCACAAAAACAAAUAAAAAAUAGCAGUCUCCUUUCUUUUGACAGUGAAGAUGAAAAUGAGUAAAUAUAAACAUUGUGGACAUUUCCUUUGAAAGUACUGAGGUGUUUUUAAAAAUACUACUUUCCCUAUAGCUUCAAGUGACCCUUCAAGUACUACGGAUUCAUUACAGAAAAAUUCAUAAAUUUCAUGAAAUAAAUGCAUCCAUCACUGCCCCUGUGUGUGAAAAUGCUGGACAUUCACUACUGUUAGCAUUUUGUAUUAUCUCCCACCUAUGGGUAUGUAUAUAUGUAUAUUGCAUUUUUAAACAAAACUGAGAUUGUUAUAUA
This is a messenger RNA of Apodemus sylvaticus (European woodmouse), 802 nucleotides long. Its product is annotated as KIAA1143 ortholog. Lineage: Eukaryota; Metazoa; Chordata; Mammalia; Rodentia; Muridae. The record is from RefSeq and is a predicted model, not a curated record. The transcript has 3 exons. The coding region runs from base 72 to 539 and encodes 155 amino acids.